AUGAGCGCACCCAGUGGUGUUUCACGUGGCGCCACAUUACCCCUGCUGAAGCACACCGCGGCGGUGUCAGCACUGGCUGUCGACGAGCGAGCACAGUGGUUGUUCUCCGCGAGCAAGGACAAUGCCCUCAAGGUUUACGAUUUGGUUAGGCAGAUGAUGCAGUGUGAGACACACUCUCCGACCGCAACAACUUCAAUGCACUUCGAAGAGGCGCAGCAGAGGCUCUUCACAGGCAUGCAGGGUGGUCAGAUUGCGGUUUGGGAUACGUCCGUCCUUCCUCUGACGCUGCUUUGCAGCAUUCCUGAUGGCUCAACUGGUUCAAGGGUCAACGGCCUGGACUACGAGUCGUCCUCAGCGACGCUGUUUUCUGCCAGCAAAGACCUGCUGGGCGUAUGGAGUGUGAAGUCAGCUCAGACUGGCAGCUGGGGCCGCAAAAUCGGCACCAUUCCCACAGCCAAUGCGCUCACGGGAGUUGCCUGGGCACCCUCCUCGCGGGAGAUCUUGGCAAGCUGUGGAACUGGGGCCAUUGUCGCAUUUGACGUGGAUAGUUGCGCGCCAUCUUACGCCUGGCAAGCACACGAGGAUGAGAUCACGCAGAUUUGUUGGAUCGACAGCCAUCGUCGACUCCUGACAUCAUCCAAGGACCGAAAGCUCCGCAUUUGGGAUUUCCCAGCUCCAGGUCGUGAACAUUCUCCCUUCCUUUCGCCUGUGCUUAGCACUGCGCCAAGCAUCUCUGCGCCGAGUCGACGUCACUCUGCUCAAUUGCGGAGCGGUGCAGUCGGUGGUCCAAGUACAGAGCCACCGCGUCAGGAGCCUCCAACGAACACUCCAAAGGUUCCUGCAAGCCGUGGCUACGCACCUACAGCGGUAGCAGGAGCUCGUGGACCCAUGCCCUCGAAUGACUCCGACGACGACUUGACAGGCUGGGACCGGUGA
Messenger RNA from Symbiodinium pilosum, 936 nucleotides. The record is from the annotation of a GenBank genome assembly. Lineage: Eukaryota; Dinophyceae; Suessiales; Symbiodiniaceae.